GUGCAUGGUCUCAGCAGCUAACGUUACAGCAACAACAUCGAUAAACUCGAAUACACAUUAAAUUAAAAACAAAGCGAAUACGUGACAACGACAACUUUUUGGACACAUCAUAUUCAACUCAAAAAGAUUUGCAAAUUACACCCGCUUGUUUUGUGAUGCGAGAAGCAGCGUAUGACUCAGUGCGCAUGCGCCUUUCAUUUUUUUUCCGAUUUCUUAAUAUUUAAUAUCAAUGGCUGCCGUUAGAUUUCUAAAGCAUCUCUUUAAUCAAGAAGGAAACUUACAACACAUUCGCUGAACGUCAAGGUGAACAUCAGUCUGUUUUAAUUGAAUUUUGACGACUUCUCAUAGGAGCUUAUCAAAUCAAUUUUAUCUCCAAAAUGGGCUUAAAAUUUCACAUUUAACCCUUUGUGCUCCGCUGUCGACAUAAAGCGAGAAGAUGAUGCGUCAGGUGUCCGGUGGCAGUGCUGACUACUGCAUUAGUGGCAGGCCUUCGUGUUUAGCAGAGGAUGGACGACUCUCUGUCGAUCACUUUGAUCUGGGCUCCACAAAGUUUUAUCCGUCUUUAGCUCCUCAGCGCUCGCGACAGAUGUGUCUCGCUUACCUUACCCCACCAGCCCAAAUCAGCCCUAAACCCACAGCGUGCCAUGUGGAGUUGCCGCAGUCCCAAGGCCUCACAGGUCUUCAGGGAAAUGAGAAAACCGGUGACUCUAAGAAAAAGGGCGUGGCCGGGAGGUCUGGGAGACGUGGGCGACCAACAGGUACUACUAAAUCAGCUGGUUAUAGAACCAGCACAGGCAGGCCUCUGGGCACCACCAAGGCCGCUGGAUUUAAAACCAGCCCGGGGCGGCCGCUGGGCACAACCAAAGCCGCUGGUUAUAAGGUGAGCCCUGGUCGCCCACCUGGCAGCAUAAAGAGCCAAUCACGCCUUGGCAAACUGGCCUACAGUACGUGCAGUGGAGCUGCGUUCCCCUACAACAUAAUGCACAAACCUGAAGCAUGUGAACCUGCGCUGAAAGAUAAAGAAACUAAAGAAACACCAAAACUGUCAUUACAAGCACCACGGUUCCUCCUCAGUGGCUUCCCUGUGCGAAACCAAAAAACAUCGCCGUCAAUCAGCAGUGUGACAUCAGAGGCUUUUUCUCGAGCAGCCGCGUGUCCGCCUGACAGUCAGUCCAGAAUCUCACUGACAUUACCACUCCACAGUGCUCUACCAUCAUAUUCAUGAAGAGAAAGAACAAUAGUUGACUAUGAUUAUGAAUUGAAUUUCUUUCAAACAGGUUAUUACUUUCAUAUCAGUUCAUUUAAAGGAUUAGUUCACCACAAAAUGACUAUGUGUCGGUCUAAACCACCAAGUCCUUCGAUUGUCUUCAAAACACAUCUUUAGAUAUUUUUGAUGUAAACCAGGAGGCUUGUGAAUGUAGUUAGAUUUUCACAAUCAAGACCACUUUUGUGCGCAAAGAAAAAAAAAUAUUUUAUUCAACAAUUUAUUCUCCUUGGUAGUUCAGUGCGCGUUCACGAGCAGACUAUGGCGCAUGCUGACGUAGUUGCCAGUGUACAGACACAGAAUACACUGGCAAGUCAUUUGUGCAUUCUGUUUAAGUAUUGUUUAUGUUUGCAUAAUAGCUUAAAUAAAAAGGGGGGGAAAACGUUGUUAACUACAUCAGCAGGUCAGGGUGCAUGGGCUAUAGUCUGUUGUGAACGCGCACUGAACUACCAAGGAGAACAAAUUGUUGAAUAAAAUUGUUUAUUUUGUUUUCUUUGCGCACAAAAGUGUUCUCAUCGCUUCAUAAUAUUAUUAUUAAAACUACCGAUUGCACAUGGACCUUUUUGGCGAUGUCUUUCAUUCUUUUCUGGGCUUGAUUGUGAAAAUCAAACUGCAGUCUAUGGGAGAGUUACAAACCCCCGGUUUUCUUCAAAAAUAUCUAAAAAUGUGAGAGAACAGAGAACUUGGUGGUUUAGACCAGGUGAUUUAUGAUAAAAUUGUCACUUUUUGUUGAACUAACCCUUUAACAUUGAUGGGAUGGAAAGCUUGCUUUUUUAACCCUCUCCUCCCUUGAAUGUAAAUACUAUAACUUUGCUGUCUGUAUUCACUUUCAAUGUCCAUUGCAUGCCAUGUUGGAAGAAACUGUAAUUUAGGGUUAAUUGAUGGAGUUACUCAAUAAUGAAGAUGCUAAGAACUUUGGAUUCUUUAUUUCCCAUUUCAACACUCAAAAUGAUUUCUUAUAAAUGUGGUUUUAAAAUCAGAAAGUUUUCCUCAGAUAUACUUUGGCAAGAAGAAACACGCUUUCUUUAAUAACAUAUGUUAACCAUCAAAAGUCUUGUAAUAUUAUUUACUUGUGUUGUAUUGCUCAAAUGAUUUGAUUGUGUGGACGUCAUGCUCUCUGCAUUUUGUUACCUAGUGAAGUAUAAAUGUUCUUGUUGUUUCUAUGUUACAGUGCUUCAUGUAAGUCAGUGCCUGUACAUAACUGCAUCCAUAACAGAUUUUGUUAAAUACCUGUUAAACAUA
Messenger RNA from Misgurnus anguillicaudatus (oriental weatherfish), 2506 nucleotides. It is a transcript of the gene c9h5orf24, whose product is annotated as chromosome 9 C5orf24 homolog. The record is from RefSeq and is a predicted model, not a curated record. NCBI's taxonomy places the organism in Eukaryota, Metazoa, Chordata, Actinopteri, Cypriniformes, Cobitidae.